Messenger RNA from Effrenium voratum, 2165 nucleotides. The record is from the annotation of a GenBank genome assembly. NCBI's taxonomy places the organism in Eukaryota, Dinophyceae, Suessiales, Symbiodiniaceae.
AUGCCUCGGCGCCAAGAGGCCUAUGUGGCCUAUGACGGCAUCACCCCCGCGCUGGUGACCCCUGAGGAACUGGCAGAGUGGGCUCAGAAGGCAGAAAGGGAGGGCAUCGAAGAGGCUGGAAGAAUCGUGUCGGUCUCCCACGCAUGGGAAAGCCGCGAGCAUCCAGAUCCAUAUAACUAUCAGUUGCAGCUCCUGGCCCGCCACUUGAAGGAUACCGACUGGGUAUUCUAUGACUUUCUGUCCUUGUAUCAGUACUUCCGAAACGAGGAAGAUCAGGAAAUCAGCUUCCGGCGAGGCAUGCAAAAUAUGCAUUUGUUGUACGCGCAUGAGAGCUCGACCACAGCGCGCAUCCAAGAACUCACACCCGAAGACGAAAAGAGCCGGAAGAGUGACCCAGACACCAUCCCUGUGUUCAGUGCCAGGCUGGGAAGGGUUGUGGCGGUGCCCAUCGGGGAACUCACGCAUAACGCCACGCCAUAUCACUGCAGGGGGUGGUGCGUGGUGGAGCGCGAGUGGUCCGCGACCCGAAGCACGUCCAACGCUUCAGCCCGCCUCACAGAGGCAGGCUGGGCCCAACAGGAGGGCAGCCAAGCCCCGACGCCGCCGAACAUGUUCCGCGAUCGUAUCACCAAGACUGGUGACGAUGGGUUAAAAUUCACCCAUCGCGCAGAUGUGGCGCCGGUGCUUGCACUGCAACAAAAAGUUUUUGAGGAUAAAGCAGGAAGCCACAAGACACUCACGAUGGACCAGCUGAGCCGGGAGCAGUUCCAGAUCCUCGUGGAGGCACUAUGUCACUAUCCCAAGCUGGAGCGCCUGGAGCUUAAGAAAUGCGAGAUCGAAGCUGCUGCGUUCUGUGAGGCCGUCAAAGCUUCGCGGGCGAUCACCACAGUUCAGCUCGAGAACAUCAACGCCUCUGAAGCUGCGGAAACCGUGAAGGGCUUGAUGCGCUUGGAGAAGCUGCGCUUCAUCGCUGCGAACGCGUGCGGCCUGGGGGAUGCUGAAGCUGCAGUCCUUGCCGAGGAGUUGAAGAGAUCGGAGCGUGGAAAGCUGGAGCUGCACCUCAACCACAACAGCUUUGGCAAGAAAGGACUGUUAGACCUUGCAGAGGCAAUAGGCUCCGUGAAAGAUCUGACCUGCCGCGUAGUGGGCAAGCCCAUUGACGCAACCAAACUGGAUCCGGAGAGCGACGCCCUGCUGAUCCAGGCUUUUGGUGUUGAUGCGUCGCUUUGGCUGGAUGCAAACAUCCAGAAAGCGAUCGGGGCAGCAGCGACAGAAGCAAUCGCCCAGGCAUGCUUUCUGGGCAAGUUGGAGUUGGAGUUGGAGUUGGCGCCAUACUCCCUAGGUCCGGAUGGCGCCCGCAACCUGGCGGACGGGCUCCAAGGCCUGGUGCAGCUGCAGCAGCUGACGCUGAAUGUGGAGCGCAACGGGAUCGGUUCGGAUGGCGCCCGGGGCCUGGCAGACGGGCUCCAAGGCCUGGCACAGCUGCAGCAGCUGACGCUGAAUCUGAAUUGGAACGGCAUCGGUUCGGAUGGCGCCCGGGGCCUGGCAGACGGGCUCCAAGGCCUGGUGCAGCUGCAGCAGCUGACGCUGAAUCUGAGAAAGAACGAGAUCGGUUUGGACGUCGCCCGGGGCCUGGCAGACGGGCUCCAAGGCUUGGUGCAGCUGCAGCAGCUGACGCUGAUUCUGCACGAAAAUAAGAUCGGUUCGGAUGGCGCCCAGAGACGCGGGUUUCAAGGCCUGGCGCAGCUGCUGGGUCUGCAGGGCAACAAAAUCGGUCCGGAUGGCGCCCGGGGCCUGGCGGAGGGCCUCCGCGGCCUGGUGCAGCUCCAGCAGCUGACGCUGAGUCUGGGGGGCAACAACAUCGGUCCGGAUGUCGCCCGGGGCCUGGCAGACGGGCUCCAAGGCCUGGCACAGCUGCAGCAGCUGACGCUGAAUCUGGAAUGGAACAGGAUCGGUCCGGAUGGCGCCCGGGGCCUGGCGGACGGGCUCCAAGGCUUGGUGCAGCUGCAGCGGCUGACGCUGGAUCUGAGCGGGAACGACAUCGGUCCGGAUGGCGCCCGCAACCUGGCGGACGGGCUCCAAGGCCUGGCGCAGCUGCAGCAGCUGACGCUGGAUCUGAGACUGAACAAGAUCGGCCGGGAAGCCCAGGCGGGGCAGGCGCCGGG